Vespa velutina is the source of this 2848-nucleotide messenger RNA. RefSeq names its product SPARC-related modular calcium-binding protein 2 (gene magu). Lineage: Eukaryota; Metazoa; Arthropoda; Insecta; Hymenoptera; Vespidae. The record is from RefSeq and is a predicted model, not a curated record. The transcript has 11 exons. Gene Ontology annotation, biological process: extracellular matrix organization. Gene Ontology annotation, cellular component: basement membrane. Bases 424 to 2148 code for a protein of 574 amino acids. Gene Ontology annotation, molecular function: heparin binding; extracellular matrix binding; protein binding.
ACGAGAGAAGAGAGAGAGAAGAGAAAUGAAAAGAAAGAAAGAAAGAAAGAAAGAGAGGGAGUGUCUGUCUGUUAGUUAUUUCGCGUGUCCAGUGAUAGACAAAUAAUGAAUAAGAGGAUAGCAUAUGUCUGCAGGAGUACAGGACGAGUGAAUGCAUUUGAGCGUGUGCGUGCACGUGCGUGUUCGUCGAAAUAGUGUUUCUGAUCCUGAUCGACCGCGAAGACAGCGCGAUCCAUCUGCCUUCGAGGACACGAUGCUGAUGCUGACGAUUCGCCUCGCCGUACUUUCGAUCUUCCUUCACAUUAUGCCACCGCUAAUUCUAUCAUUUCGCCAAGAUAAAGAAGUAACGAUGAUGAGACAGAAAUAAUAAUUGAUGCGAGACCAUGAACCCCGCAGCGGUACGGUACGAUACGGUAUAGUUUGAUGCGGUGCGGUGCGGUGCGGUGCGGUGCGGAGAGCAUCAGGUACAGAAAGCGUCUAAGAAACCUGUUUGGAGACAGCCAAUGUCUUACGAGGCCUUUUCUCUUUCUUGUUGCUUUUCACGGCACACGCACGUUGAUGCAUUCCUACGAACAAUGCCGGAGGAGAAUAGCCGAGUGCACAAUGAAUGACGAUAAAAGUGCACCGGUAUGUGGAAGCGACGGUGUCACGUAUCCUAGUCAGUGUCAGGUCAUUUCGAAGCAGUGCCAGGGUGUAUCUAUCCUAAUUAAACACACCGGACCCUGUCCAGAAAUGCCGCCAUGCUUUUCGGCGAGACUGUCGUCACGAGUGGGAUCACGACCGGUUUGCCGGCCAGAUGGUACGUAUGCGCCGGUGCAAUGCCACAUGGAGACCGGGUUUUGCUGGUGCGUAACAUUGCAAGGACGUCCACUGCCGGAUACCUCGGUGAGGCACCAAAGACCGAGAUGCGAUAAACUCGCUUCCAGAUCAGCCGUUGCUACUAAGAGUGGACAGAGAAGACGUUCCUCUAAUUGGAAGGAACGAAGACAGUAUAGCAGUAGACAUCGAAAUACAUGUGAUCGUCUUGAAAAAUCCAAGUUUAAUAAUAAUCUCAUAGAGAAUUUUAGGAUCGAAUAUAAACGAGCAAAUAUAUCAGUGACUGGUGAUAAAAAUGUGGAACGCGUAUUGUCUUGGAAAUUUGCGACUUUAGAUAAAGAUGGAGAUGGUUAUUUGGACAGAGCGGAAUACAAGGAACUUCGUAAACUUGCUAAAAAAGCAGUUAGACCUAAAAGAUGUGCACGUACAUUUGCACGAACCUGCGAUCUCAAUCGAGAUCUGAAACUCUCGAGGCAAGAAUGGGGUGCUUGUCUGGCCAACGAUUUCACUCUACGUUUGUUCUUGUCGCUGAACUCCGCAGCAGAUCCUCCCGAGGUCCCCGAGGACCAGAGGACACAGGCCACUGAUCAAGUACUCAAAGGUAAUUCCUCGCCUGUACAUUCGAGGCCUACGUUUAGCGAUAAUCCAGUCGAUACCAAAGAAGAAAAUGAUGCGACUGACUGUAUAUCGGAUAGGCGAUCGGUAUUGGAAGAUCAAAGACAAAAUUCACAAGAAAAGUUUUAUAUACCACAAUGCACACCAGAUGGUAGAUAUCAUCGUGUACAAUGUUAUUCCGGUUAUUGUUGGUGCGUUUAUCAAGAUACAGGAAAACCUAUACCUGGUACAUCUUCGAAAGACAGUACACCAAAUUGUAAUCCAGCACCUACACCUAGCAGACCAAUGAAGGGAUGUCCCGAAUUGAAGAAACAAAUUUUCCUACGAGACUUGAUGGAUUUAAUGCAAAAGAAAAUGAAAGCGUCUAGUACGGAUUCGAGCGAGAUAACAGCCAACUGGCAGGCUUCCAAAGAAGAACAAGUAGCCACGUGGCACUUCGUAAUGCUCGAUAAAAACAAGAAUAAGAUUUUAGAAAGAAAAGAAUGGAAGAGCUUUCGCAUCAUGGUCUCCAACAAUAGAUUGCUUCGUAAAUGUGGCAAAAAAUUGCCUAGGUAUUGUGAUAUUAAUAAUGACAGAAGAAUCAGUAUGACGGAAUGGUUGAGUUGCCUGAAUGCUCAACAUCCGGUAACAGCUGAAAAUCCGGAAAAAUCAUCUACAAGCAAGCCAAAGAGGAUGGGUCCUAAUCCAUUGGAUCAAUUUCUCAAUGAUGACGAUUAAUAGAAACCCUUUGUGAUAUAUACAUUAUCAUUUAAUCUAUGCAAUGUGAAAGCAUUGUGAUAAUUUAGUAUUAUUCAAUCAUAGAACUUAUUUGAAAAUAAGAUUGAAAAAUUCGAAAAGUCAUUUAUUAAUUUUACGUUAUUCUUUUACUUCGUAUUUGACGAUGAACGCGAAUUUCAUCUAUUUUCCAUACAUAAUGUUAUCAAUCCUUGGUAAUCUAUUAAUGGGAUAAAGAAUUAUUUCUUUAUUUUUCAAUUAUUACUUUAUCCGAGAUAUUCAUUUUAAUUACUUUUAAGGGAUAAUUGAAUGUAAAUCAAAAUAAAAAAACAUUGUAUAUAUAAAAAUCAAUUGUAAUUUCAACGAUAAACAACAAUGGUAAAUUUGUGAAUAUAUUUUUGUAUACUUGUCUUAAAAAUAUAGAUACUGUUCGUAAUAUUAUUCCAAUAGUAUCUAUGUACAUAUCCAAGAUCUGCUUUUAUUAUCAUAAAAGAUAAGAUGAACACAGAAAUGUAAGAACCGAGAAAAUUCGAAUGUUUAUCUCGAUUCCAUUAUUAAAAGUCCGACAAUCCAUAUUAUGAUACAAUGAAUCAUACAAGAGUUUUUACAAAUACAAUUACACGCCAGAUUAUAUAUUAGUAUAUUAGAUUAAGGACUGUGAUGAGUCUUAUUGUUAGAGAAUAAAACCAUAAAUUUAAACGUA